Messenger RNA from Salvia splendens (bonfire salvia), 1426 nucleotides. RefSeq names its product E3 ubiquitin-protein ligase SIRP1-like. Gene Ontology annotation, cellular component: cytoplasm. Gene Ontology annotation, molecular function: ubiquitin protein ligase activity. Bases 262 to 1092 code for a protein of 276 amino acids. The transcript has 2 exons. Gene Ontology annotation, biological process: protein ubiquitination. NCBI's taxonomy places the organism in Eukaryota, Viridiplantae, Streptophyta, Magnoliopsida, Lamiales, Lamiaceae. The record is from RefSeq and is a predicted model, not a curated record.
GGGAAAGCAAGAUUUGUACAGAUAUGAGUCAUGUAUUCUUUUUGCAGCCAAAAUAUGAUGUGAAGAUAUGUAGCAACUUGUGUAGAUGUAUGUCCAAGGAAAGAGGCAUGUUGUACUUGCAUUUGUAUGUUCCAAGGAAAAUAUGAAUAUUAAUCACAUGGCAGCAGCAGCCUCGGAGAUUAUUUGGCAAGGAUUGCGACUGUCUCUUGGUGGCUUCUUUUCCAAUUUUGAACCUCUUCAUUGCUGCCGGCAGGUGCAAAAAUGGAGCACGAUGGGGCUCGGAGGUACUGGUGUCACAUGUGCUCUCGAACAGUGAAUCCCAUUAGGGAGAUGAACUGCCCUCUUUGUGGGAGCGGCUUCCUCGAAGAAAUGCCUGACUCUGACCCUGACCCGCCUACCCACAAUGACCGCGUCCUCUCCCUCUUGGCCCCCAUCUUGCUGGGCUUCGUGGCUCGUCCCUUGAUGGAACCAGAAUCAGAGGAUCAUGCUACUGCUACUGCUGCUGCUGAUAAUGCUGAUGUUGAUAAUGCUGCUGCUGAUAAUGCUGAUGCCGAUCAACAACUGGUGACGAGGCAGAACCCCACCGGCAUCCUCCAGCUCCUCCAGAGCAUCCGAGCUGGAAUCCAGGCAGCUGAUCCUGAUCAUAAUCAAGACAGAGAAGGAGAAACUAGAGACGGACAGCGUGUGAUCUUGAUCAACCAAACGUUUGGCGACCAUAUCUUUGGCGCUGGCCUAGAUUUGCUGCGGCAGCAUUUGGCCGAGAAUGAUCCCAACAGGUAUGGCACUCCACCAGCGCAGAGAGAGGUGGUCGACACCCUGCCUUCUGUCACCAUCCAUCACCCAAUGCAGUGUGCUGUAUGUUUGGAACACUGCGAGGAAGGGGAGGAGCUUAAGGAGAUGCCUUGUAAACAUAAGUUCCACGACUCGUGUAUCAUGCCCUGGCUGCAGCUGCAUAGUUCUUGCCCUGUCUGUAACACAGCAGUUGCAGAUAACAGAACUACUGACAACGGGACGCAAUUCUCUGUUCCGCUUCUCUGGCCUUUCACUGCUUUGUUUUCACCUUCCACUUCCUCCCACCAUACUGAUAACUGAUUACUCAACAUAUUUUGUAACUACUCAAUCACAGGAAUAGGAUAGUCAACUACUAAGUAGCCUGUUUCUGUAACGCCAACUCUCACCAUUACUUUCAUAGGAGAGUGUAUUUGGUGACUGAAAACACCAUUAUAUUGGAAUUGGAAUGAUAUAUGUUCAUUUCAUCUGUAUACUACAACCAUGAUAGACAACCACCAUUUCUCAUAUUUAAGUUUGAAAUAUGCCAAAUUACAUUUAUUUCCAGGGUGCAAAAUGAAAUAACACCCUGUCAAUUGUGGUGAACAACACAAAAAGUCUAGCACCCACAUAAGGGGAAAAGAUAAGUAAAACAAAA